CUUCUACAAGUUGUAUUCUGUUCUUCUUUUAAUAAAAGAAAAAUCAGAAUGAAGCUGUUGAUCAUUGCUGCUGCCCUUAUUGUGGCCACAAAUGCCAAAUUAUCCGCCUUCGAACAAUGGACCAGCUUUAAGGCAACGCAUAAUAAAUCCUACAACGUUAUUGAGGAACAACUUCGUUUUGGAGUUUUCCAAGAGAACCUCCGCAAAAUCGACGAACACAAUGCUAAAUACGAAAAUGGAGAAGAAACCUACUACCUCGCUAUUAAUCAAUUUACGGAUUGGUCCAAUGCUGAAUUUAAAGCUAUGUUGGACUCUCAAAUGGCUCAGAGGCCACAACUAUCGGUUACUGAAAAAUUCGAAGCUGUGUCUAGUUUACAAGUCCCUACAGAGGUUGAUUGGAGAAAGAAAAAUGCUGAUUUGGGAGUCAAAAAUCAAGGAAGCUGUGGAUCCUGCUGGGCUUUUAGUGCCGCCGGAGCCAUCGAAGGUCAACUUGCUAUUCAUAAAAAUCAACACGUUCCUCUUAGUGAACAAGAAUUGGUAGAUUGUGACACAGUAAACGGUGGAUGCAAAGGAGGUUUAAUGACAGAUGCGUUCAACUACGUUAGACGAAAUGGUCUAGCAGCAGAAAGUAAAUAUAAAUACACAGCUAGAGAUGGUAGUUGCAAGAAGGUACAAAAACAAGUCUCUUCCAUCAGUGGAUACGUAAAUCUAGCUAGAACUGAAACUGCACUAAUUAAUGCUCUUGCUAAUGCAGGUCCAGUAUCUAUAGCUGUUGAUGCAGAUACAUGGCAGCAUUAUGGAGGUGGAGUUUAUAACAAUAGGAACUGUGGAACCUCUCUCAACCACGGAGUUUUGGCUGUAGGAUAUACUAAAGAUGCUUUGAUCGUUAAAAAUUCAUGGGGAACCAGUUGGGGUGAGCGUGGUUACAUCAGAAUUAUCCGUGGUAGGAACUUGUGCGGUGUUAACCUCAUGAACUCUUACCCCAGAUUGUAAAUGAUGAUAAAUUAAAAAAUAUGUUUAAUAUAAAUAAAUAUAUAAAUAAAGGUUUGAUUUUAA
Molecule: messenger RNA, 1056 nt
Organism: Diabrotica balteata
Lineage: Eukaryota; Metazoa; Arthropoda; Insecta; Coleoptera; Chrysomelidae
Source: the annotation of a GenBank genome assembly